UGGAAGCCCAGUCCCCCAAUCCCAGAGAGAGUCGAAUUAGCAGAAGUCCCAAUUCCUGCCCCCCCACUCCCCCCCCCAAGAGGCUGCCUCUGCCUCCACCCUUCUGGGGCAGGAGAGGGCAUCUGUGCACUUCUGUAAAGGGAAGGGGGGUACGAACUAUAUCUUGGCGCUGGGCAGACCGGUACGGGCAUACCUGUAGCUCCUGAGGUCCCACUGGGUUUGAGGACAACUUUUCACUUUCUGGAAGAGAAGAUGUGCUGGAAAACGCUGCUGCUUCUGCUGUUGUGCUACAAUGCCCAGGCUACUGUGUCCCAUAGGUGGAGCAGGGCCGUGCUCUUCCCUGCUGCCCACCGGCCAAAGAGAUCCUCAUCGAUGCCCUUGAACCCCGUCCUGCAGAGCUCCCUGGAGGAGGUCGAACUGCUCUAUGAGUUCCUGCUAGCUGAACUUGACAUCAGCCCUGACCUGCAAAUCUCCAUCAAGGACGAGGAGCUCGCCUCCCUGAGGAAGGCCUCUGACUUCCGCACCAUCUGCAACGACGUGAUCCCCAAGCGCAUCCCGGACAUCCGCCGGCUGACUGCCAGCCUCUCCAGCCACCCCGGCAUCCUCAAGAAAGAGGACUUUGAAAGGACAGCGCUGACCCUGGCCUACACGGCCUACCGCACAGCCCUGUCCCAAGGGCAUCAGAAGGACAUCUGGGCCCAGUCCCUCCGUAGCCUCUUCCAGGCCCUGCGGCACGACCUGAUGCGGUCCUCGGGCCCCAGAGUGUCUCCCUGAGAGACUGGCCUGCACCAGGACCACGGAGCAGGGACCCAUGCACACAGUAAUCCAAAUACUCUUCACUCUCUACUCCAUUUACAGAGCCCAGCAACAAAGCCCAUGCCACCAACUCAGAGUAGCUGAGGUUAAAAUAAACACCGCCAUGUUCUUUGCCCCUUAUAGAUUCCUGACCAGCACGUCUGACUCGUGUCACAGUGCAACCUAUGCUGGAAGAAAGGGCUAGAGUGGGAAUUUGAGGUGCCUCCAAAGGCCCAGUGAUUUGCCUGGUGACAUGUAGAAGUCUCAGCCAUGCUCCAACACUGAGUGACCGCCUUGAACACCCAAGGCCAAGCACAGAGUUAGAGGAGACAGCACCGAGGUUUGGGCAUGGCGGGAAGACCAGGGACAGACAUCAGGCUGCGAGGUUGACUGAACAUCUUUCCAAAGGUGCUAUAGUAAGAGAUUAAAAACAACAACAA
This is a messenger RNA of Lontra canadensis (Northern American river otter), 1235 nucleotides long. It is a transcript of the gene FAM180A, whose product is annotated as family with sequence similarity 180 member A. The transcript has 3 exons. The record is from RefSeq and is a predicted model, not a curated record. The coding region runs from base 253 to 774 and encodes 173 amino acids. Lineage: Eukaryota; Metazoa; Chordata; Mammalia; Carnivora; Mustelidae.